CUUUUUUCUUUUAGGUGUGGUUUAUGGGGGAGCAGUCCCACAUCUCCAUGGACUUCGAUCAUAUUAUCACUGCGACUUUGGAGAAUUACAUUACUUUCACAGUGAACCUAGAGAAUGGCAGACAUGGUAAACAAUCUCAACCUGAACAGUGGAUUCAAGGAGUGUUGAACAAUGAUGAUCACAGCUCAUCUUUCCCUGAUAUGAGCAAGAAGGUUUCCUCCUUGCCAAAUAUCAUGAAUGCAGAUAUAAAAUUGGCAUCCUCAAUAGAAACAACCAAAAGCCCCUCUUAUUGGGCCAGAAUUUGCUUACGUAACAUGGCCUUACUGACAAAAGAAGCGACUAGUGUACGGCGGGUUCUUGAACCUCUUUAUCAUUGUUUUGACACUGAAAACUAUUGGGCUUCAGAGAAAGGACUCGCCUGCUCAGUGCUCAUGUAUUUGCAGUGCUUGUUAGAGGAAUCAGGUGAGAAUUCCCAUUUGUUGCUAUCCAUCUUGGUCAAGCACUUGGAUCAUAAGAACAUUGUCAAGCAGCCUGACAUACAGAUCAGUAUAGUUAAUGUGGUCACACACUUGGCAGAAAAUGCAAAAGAGCAAGCUUCCACUACAAUAGUUGGUGUCAUUGGUGACCUGAUUAAGCAUUUAAUGAAGUGCAUGCAGUAUUCAGCUGAAGCAUCUAGUUCGAAAGACAGAUUAGAUAAUUCUAACUCCAAUCUUCAGUCUGCCUUAGAGAGGUGCAUAUUACAGCUCUCAAAUAAGGUUGCUGAUAUGGGGCCUAUACUUGAUAUGAUGGGCAUGGUGCUUGAGAACAUUCCAGCGAGCAUCGUGGCAGCUAGAACAAUGAUUGCCGUUGUGUAUCGCACAGCACAAAUUGUCUCUUGCAUUCCUAACGUGUCAUAUUACAGGAAGGCUUUUCCAGAUGCCCUCUUUCACCACUUGCUCUUGGCGAUGGCACACACUGACCAUGAAACACGAGCUGGAGCACACCAUAUAUUCUCCACUGUGCUUAUGGCACCUGUCAGUCACUUGUCAUCUCUACAUAGUAGAAAUUCUUCCCAGGGUAUUCUAGUCCAAUCACCAAGGAAGUUGGCUAAGGUGAGAACUAAGAGUUUCUCCAUACAAAAUGGAAACACAGAUGAAAAUGGUUCCAGAGAUGAAGAAGUGGGAGAAGAAAAUGAAGAUGUCAGUCGCCAUUCACAUCAAUCUGCUGAUUCUCGAUCUCGAAGUCAAUCCUGUAGCUUCAAGGAUGCUCUCCCUGACAGGAAACCAGAUCUCACUUCACUUCGGUUGAGUAGUCACCAAAUGAGUCUUCUGCUUUCAUCUAUCUGGGUUCAGGCAACACUGAAUGAUAAUACACCUUCCAAUUUUGAUGCGAUCGCCCAUACAUACAAAAUUGUGUUACUUUUCACUCGAUCAAAGAAUUCUAGUCACAUGGCGCUUGUUCGAUCUUUUCAGUUAGCCUUCUCUCUGAGGAGUAUUUCGAUGGAUAGAGAAGGAGGUUUACAACCAUCUAGAAGAAGGUCUCUAUUUACAUUGGCAUCAUAUAUGCUUAUCUGUUCAGCAAGGGCGGGAAGUCUCCCUGAACUAAUUCGUGUGGUUGAAUCAUCACUGACGGGGGAAAUGGUUGAUCCUUAUCUUAAGUUGGGUGAAGAUGUCAGGCUGCAAGCUGCAUCUGAAGCAUCUGGUAGCAAAGCAUAUGGUUAUGGGUCACCGGAAGAUGAAAUUGCAGCUUUGAAAUCCCUGUCAGCAGUAGAAUUAGAUGAUGAGAAACUUAAAGAAAUCAUUAUGUUGCACUUCACAACUAAAUGCAGAACAUUGUCAGAGGAUGAGUUAUCAAGCAUAAGAAAACAACUCUUGGAAAGGUUUGAACCAGACGAUGCAUAUCCACUUGGAAUUCCUUUGUAUAUGGAAACACCUCACCCCUGCUCUCCACUUGCUCAGAUUGAGUUUGAGACUUUUGAUGAGGUCAUGGCACCUCCUUCCCUCAUAGAUGAAGAAGCAAUUUCAGAUGCUAAUGGAAGCCAAUCAGGUCGAAAGACCUCUCUUUCCAUCAAUUCCCUUGACAUUCUAAGUGUGAACCAGCUUUUAGAAUCG
Molecule: messenger RNA, 2090 nt
Organism: Nicotiana tabacum (common tobacco)
Lineage: Eukaryota; Viridiplantae; Streptophyta; Magnoliopsida; Solanales; Solanaceae
Source: RefSeq, a predicted model, not a curated record